Pisolithus orientalis is the source of this 1555-nucleotide messenger RNA. RefSeq lists its product as uncharacterized. Bases 122 to 1408 code for a protein of 428 amino acids. The transcript has 7 exons. The record is from RefSeq and is a predicted model, not a curated record. Lineage: Eukaryota; Fungi; Basidiomycota; Agaricomycetes; Boletales; Pisolithaceae.
CUAGCAUGGUUGGUAUGUAACAGGUGAAAGGGUUGCGUGUGUUUGAUCUCAUCCGUCUCUCCCUUGAUUCGAAAGCCACCAGCUUGGAUCUUGCAAGAAACCUGUCGUCCGUCUCGUGGAAAUGGAAUCCAGCAAACCGAACGUCGCUGUCCUGACACCACGGUCGAGGAUGAACGAAGCACAGGAAGAGCUUUCACGCGUCGUGCAAACCCUUGUGCACAUUGGGGAACAGUUCAACCAAGCCCUCGUGGACUCAACCCAUGAGACAACACUGUACAAGAGUCGUGUUGCUGAACUCGAACGUCGGAACCAUGACAAUCGAUCAGCAGCGAAUGAUGUGGUGAUUCAGAAACUGAAGCGCGUGAAACGUGUACUACGAGACCUCGUAGAGGAGUUGCCUGAAGAUGAUGAUUUGUCUGUGUCUGCUCGGAGCUCCCCACAUCGUCCGGCCGUCGGGGUGCAAGGGAGUGAAUCCAAGAACGCUAGCCCGGUGCUAUCAACCUCCGGUGUCUCUCUACGUUUCGCGACGCCUCGACUCGAGCCAUCGGGCACAACUCCGCCGUCUACUCCAAUCGUGAGACUCAACGCAAAGCUACCCCAAAGCCCUCCAAAAUUGUCUCCUUCACGUGCAUCCCCACGGCAUAAGUCUAUCCUCUUCAAGCCAUCUACGCCGACUGUGGAUGGGAGUCGGCGAAUGGCCACGAACCGCACUCCGCAAACCGUCGUAAGCCCUCCAAAACCAUUGUCUCCACGAGCACCUCCACAGGAUAGGUCACCUGUGUCCACCCUUUUCAAGCCAUCCUCACUGAGUGCAGAUGAGAAUUGGAAUAUGUCUACGAACCGUGCUCCACAAUCUGCCAAGGUCGUAUGCCCGAUACCGUGGCAAGGGCUUCAACAGCGGCUGGGCCUCUCUGAAGACAUGGUGUACUCCCUAGAAAGCCUCUCGCAGAUGGACGACUUCUGCUUCCGCGUACAGAUUGUUGACAACAUGGCGUUUGUCUAUGAACCGUUCACGAUGGACUGCCCUUCCGCCUCUCUAUUGCUUGACUGGGGCACUCAAUCGGACAACUUAUCGGCGGCAGAAUACAUUAUCAACAACCUGUCAACACGUCCCUUUUUCCAUACUUUCAUCUUGUCAGCGAAAAAGGAUAUUUGGUAUUAUAUCGGUGCCCAUACAUGGACCCUUACCCGUCUGUUCCCUGUCUGGUCCGUUAUGAAUGAUCAAUCGAAACGGAAGGUUGUCAACAGAUUAUGGACGCAUAACCACCAGAAACAUGCGAAACAAGAUAUCCACCAGAUGCUGGACGAUGGCCGUUUAGUCCAGUUUUGCGUCGAGGUCUCCAGUGCAACACUGACACCUGUCAGCGAGGCCUUUGCAAAAAAGCUAGAUUACCAUAAACCAACCUGAUAGCAUAUUAUCGUGUACAAGGUUACUCGCUCAGUCAUAGUAAUUUUAUCCAAGGGACUUUUUGAGGGAAUACAACAUGAAAAGGUGAUAUACUAUUGACCAUCCAAAUCCCAAACCGUCAUCUUCCACUGCUUAUCAUUCGCAACC